GGGCGGGGCUGGGAGAGGCCCCGCCCCUUUAACCCUUCACGAGUCAGAGUUUUUUUUCUGAGCCAGGCGCUGACUUUCUCGCCCCUUGCGCAGCGGGACCCCAGCGGAGCGGAGCGGAGGGGGCCGGCCCGGGCCAGCGCCCCAUUGAGGAUGUACGUUCCUGCUAGAGGUAAAUAAAAAUCCAGCCGCUUCCGCCCCAGAGGGAGGAGAGAAACCUCGAGUGGAGGAGGAAAAGGGCGAAGGACGCCGAGAAGCAAAGGCCACCCCCGAGGUUUUCGGCGCGUUUGCAUCGGGGUGCGGAGAAAUGACCGGAUAGAGAGCGAAUCCCGGCCCCACACGAGCUUGGGUGGCGGUGGAAUUGUCCUCGGGAAAGCGAGCUCCAUUUCUGGAUUACAAAACAGGAAGACGAAGACUCUGGCUUGCUCUGUACGUGACUCAUUGAUCUCCAGACUUGGGAUUCGUACAGGAUGCCGAUUCUGAAGCAGUCCCCCAUCUCCCAGUCGAAGAAGAGGUCCCGCAUCGGGCGGGACAUGAUCAGCGCCCCGCUGGGGGAUUUCCGGCACACCAUGCACGUCGGCCGGGGCGGGGACGUCUUCGGGGACACCUCCUUUCUCAGCAACCACGGGGGCCCCAAGGCCAACGGGCUGCCCCCCGCCACCGAGGCCCUGGCGCCGGCCCAGUCCCCCAGCCGCCUCUCGGGGUCCUCCGGCAGCCCGGCUGAUUUGGGGGGCGGCCCCGGCGCCCUGGAUUUGCCCCCCGCUGGCUGGGAGGGGGAACUACAACACGCCGAGUCCCUGUUCUCCUUCGAGUUGGAUCUGGGGCCGUCCAUUCUGGAUGAGGUGUUGGGGGUCAUGGACAAGGGCGGGGAGCAGCCCCGGAGCGAGGACGUCAGGGCGGAGAGGCCGGUGGGGGGACAGGGGCUGGGCCACGGGGCGGCUCCCCAGGCAGGGGAGGAGGAAGAGGAGGAAGAAGAGGAGGAGGAGGAGGAGGAAGGCACCGGGCAUGGAUACACAUUUGACGAUGAUCUGGAUGACGAGAUUGGGCUAUAGGAGAGGGGGUUCAGCUCCCCUCCCAUCCCUCCAUUCCCCCCUAUUCCCUCCACCUGUCUCCUCCCCUGUCCCUUCAUCCACGCCCCUCCUGCUUCAGCCAUCCCCCUCUUCCCUUGUGUGUGUUCUCUCUGUCUUUUCCUCUUUCAUUCUUCCUUACCCUCCUUUCAUGCGCUUCCCCCUUCUCUUUCUUUUGCUCCUGCUCUCUUUUCUGCCAAUUCUUCCUUUCAUUCUUUUUUUUCGUUCACUUAUUCUUACCCCCUAGCCGGCCCCCUCCCCAUGGCAGUACCGGUUCUCUGAGGUUGGUGAUCCUAUCUGCAAUGGAAAGUCCAAUGUGUUUGAUCCUAAUUUUCACCUCGUUGUCUGUAUGGAUUUCUGGAAUCCUAAUCCACCCACCCGUCCGUUGACUGGUCAACUCAUCAAUACGUCUAUUUAUUAAUGAGCCCCUCAAUCAAUCCACCAACCCACGGAUUGCCCAAUCAACCCAUCAAUACAUUGAUCAACUUGUCAAUCCAUUUAUCAAUCAACCCGUCAAUUGAUCAACAAUCAAUCUACCACCAAAGAACAAUCGGCCCAUUGGCUGACAAAAUGAGCUAUCAACAGUCAGCCCCCCGCAACUGAUCAAUCGGCCGAUGGACCCAUCAACCAUCAAUCCACCAAUUGACCUGCCAACUAAGUUAUUGACCAACCAAUUGACCGAUGGAACAGUCAAUGAUCAACAAAGCAACCAGUCAACCCAUCAGCGGACUAGUCAAGAAUCAACCCACCAGUCGACCAGUCAGCCAACCAGUGAAACAGUCAACAAUCAACCAACCAAUUGGUCGGUGGAAUGGUCAACGGUCAACCAAUUGACUAGCCAACCCAUCAGCGCAAUAGUCAUGAAUCAAGCCACCAAUCGACCACUCAACCAACCAGUGGAACAAUCAACCAACCUGUUGACCAACCAAUCAAUCAAUCCACCGAUCAUCUCAGCAAUUGACCAAAUAACCCACCAAUCAGCAUCCCAGUUCCUCUCCCUCAUUCCCCUCUCCCAAUGGGAGAAGGAACUCCUGAACUGAAAGAAGAGACAGUUUGAUGUUGGUUUUGUGUGUAUCCAUCUCACACCCCAUCUGGACUCUGGGCUCACAAGAGAUGGACUCGGACAAGAGCAGUGGUACCGGGGUGGUUGAGGGGCACGGAUCAGCCUUGAGAAAAGUGAUUUGGGUAACGCUGUGAAAAUGACCUGGGUUCCCUCUCCCCCACCCCCUAUUUCAUGCCUGGGGCUCCCCCCACAUGGAAGGAGAGUUACUUGAGACAUUAACGGAUUAUAUUCACCAGGGGUGGAAGGCCUAGGGUCUAAUGGGUUAGAGCAGGAUGGGGGCUGGGAGCCAGGACUCCUGGGUUCUCUCCCUGGCUCUGGGAGGGGAGUGGGGUCUAAUGGUUAGAGCAGGGGGGGCUGGGAGCCAGCACUCCUGGGUUCCUGGCUCUGGGAGGGGAGUGGGGGCUGGUGGGUUAGAGCAUCAGGGGCUGGGAGCCAGGACUCCUGGGUUCUCUCCUAUAUUUUUAGGUGGAGGUGCCUAGAGGGUCUGGUGGAUUAGAACAAGGGGGGGCUGGGAACUAGGAGCAGUUUAUCCCAGUCCAGAAAAGGGUGGGGUGGAGGGGAGGGGUACAUUUCAUUAUUCCUUUGAGGGCAGGGAUGUUAAGAUUAUUUUCCCUGCUCCAGAUUUGAUGUGUGUGUGUGUGGUGGGGGGAGGAGGAAUGUUAUGAAGUGGGGCAGUAGCUGGUGUCCUAGUGGCGGGUGUCAUGGAUUAAUAAGGGGUCCCCUAAUCUGGGCCCAUGAACAACAGGGUCAAAUGGAGCCAAUGCAGUGUGGUUCUGUCGCCCCCUAGUGGACUGAUCGGGUAGAAAGGCUACUGACGCUGUAGCGUGGGGCCUGCUCUUACAGUUGUGGGUUCGAGUCCCUGCAGGGUGGGGGACCAGAUUGGGGAUUGGCCCACACCCCCUGAGGGAGAGGGAAAGACGGCUAAAUGGGACCCGUAUUGGCUGGAUUAAGGAUGGAUUGCAGGAGACAGCUGAGGGAGGGAGAGAGGAAGAGGAAAGAAAGAAAAAUGUGGGUGGGAAAAACAGAGAGAGUGUAAAUGUGAAAGGAUGGGAAGGGAAGGUGGGAGUAAUGUUAAAUAGGACUCCUGGGUGCUCUCCCCAGCUCUGGGAGGGGAGUGGGGUCUAGUGGUUAGAGCUGGGGGGCCAGGACUCCUGGGUUCUAUCCCCAGCUCUGUCAUUGGUCCCCUGUGUAACCCCAGGCAAGUCCAUAUGUCAGUCUGUGCCUCAGUUUCCCCUUCUAAAGUGGCGCUUAUGAUACUGCCCUAAGGAGGAGGUGUGGGGAGGGAGGGCUCUGAGUUUCUCUGCUGAAAGCUGCUCCGCGGGUGCUAAGGAUGAACCUGCCUUCCAGCCACUGCGUGCAAGGGGGAGGCGGGGGGCUGGAGGCUGACCUGAGCUCAGUCCGGAGUCACCCCCAGACUGCCACGGGGCCAGGGCCGGGUUCUGAUCUCCCUUAUGCUCUGUCUGACCUUGUGCUAAUCCCUGGGUCUCAUCACCCGAGUCCUUCGGUAUCCCCCCUGCUAGCUCCAUGCCUGGGACGCUGACCUUAACGUCUGCCCCCUGCCCUCCGGGUUCCCCCCCCAUGUUAAAUAGCGUGAUGGAUCUCUGCGUAUAUUUUUUUAUAUCUCUGUAUAUUCCCCCCACCCCGUGUGUAUAAAUGUCCAUUCCCCUCCCCCAGCCCUGCGGCAAGUUCACUCUAAAGCAAAUCUUUCUAGCGAGAGAAAAAUGUUUGUAUUUCUUACCAUUAAAGCGCGACCUUCGGUCUGGA
Messenger RNA from Trachemys scripta elegans, 3891 nucleotides. It is a transcript of the gene CDC42EP5, whose product is annotated as CDC42 effector protein 5. Lineage: Eukaryota; Metazoa; Chordata; Testudines; Emydidae. The coding region runs from base 468 to 1049 and encodes 193 amino acids. The record is from RefSeq and is a predicted model, not a curated record. The transcript has 3 exons.